Laccaria bicolor S238N-H82 is the source of this 313-nucleotide messenger RNA. RefSeq lists its product as uncharacterized. The coding region runs from base 1 to 234 and encodes 77 amino acids. The record is from RefSeq and is a predicted model, not a curated record. Lineage: Eukaryota; Fungi; Basidiomycota; Agaricomycetes; Agaricales; Hydnangiaceae. The transcript has a single exon.
AUGUCGAAGUACUGCAUAUUGUUAUGCUUUGAGGACCCAAACAGUUCCCUCGCCAUUCAGUUAUACUCUGGGAAAAGAUGCCACCCAAAAAGGUGUUCUUCUGGUGCAGGGUUGAUCACAGUGCUCAAUGUUAGUGUAAUGGGAGCAGAGUGGUUAUUACAAUGUUGGUGUGCAGGGGAUGUGGCAUGGAAAAACGUGAGUGUGGGUAGUGGUGAGUUUAUGAAAAAGUCAUAGACUUUAUCAAGCAUUAUUUGGUAGGCUUUGAGGAGUACACAAUCUUUGGCGGGCCACAUGUGCACUGGGCUCCAGUGAG